Messenger RNA from Cadophora gregata, 1114 nucleotides. RefSeq lists its product as uncharacterized. The transcript has 7 exons. NCBI's taxonomy places the organism in Eukaryota, Fungi, Ascomycota, Leotiomycetes, Helotiales, Ploettnerulaceae. Gene Ontology annotation, molecular function: NAD(P)HX epimerase activity. The record is from RefSeq and is a predicted model, not a curated record. Gene Ontology annotation, cellular component: mitochondrion. The coding region runs from base 458 to 1114 and encodes 218 amino acids.
CCUAGCUUGCGCAACGACAAUGUUGUAGAAAGGGGCUUUGCGCCGCCCGAAGCGGGCUAAUCUGAUUUUGACUACCAUUGGGGCGUGUGUUCUGGUGGGAGGACUGGAGGAUGAUUAUCGCUGGAGUACGAGUAGUAGGUACCUAUCUUGACUUUUUGGAGUCGGUGCUGGUGGGUCCCGCUCCGCUGCGAUCCCCAUUCCCGCUCCACCCCGCUCAUGGUGAUGUCAAACGUGACAACCACGACCAGAUGAUCUUCGACUCUGAACCGAUGAUUAUUCAACGAUGAAUUAAAGCAAGUUAGGAAACAGUCCCUUUUUUUGCUUGACUUUGUACUUUUCGGUAUCCUGGUAAACCGUGAUAGUUUCAAAUUCGUGUUACAAGAAAUCCUCGAAACCUCCCUAACGCCUCUAGAAGACCCUCUCAGCAAAGAAUGCUGCUGCGUUGGACAAGGAUCUCAUGAGCAUUGGAGCCUUCUCUAUCGACCAACUCAUGGAACUGGCUGGGCUAUCGGUUUCUCAAGCCAUCUAUCGAGUUCAUCCUCCCAGCAGAGGACGGAGGGUAUUGAUUGCUUGUGGUCCCGGGAACAAUGGAGGUGAUGGUUUGGUCGCAGCAAGACACCUCUGGCAUUAUGGAUAUAAACCUACAGUUUACUAUCCCAAGCAGAGCAAGAAUGAACUCUACCAGCGCCUCUCUACCCAACUCAAGAACCUCAACAUCCCUUUCACGGAAGAUUUCUCUACGGCACUAGGAGACUCAGACCAUGUAGUAGACGCUAUAUUCGGCUUUUCCUUCGCAGGCCAAGUCCGCGAGCCCUUCCCCGCCGUCAUUGAAGCUUUGCAGCGCACGUCACUUCCCGUCACAUCGGUCGACGCUCCUUCGUCGUGGGAUAUUGAGGAUGGGCCGCCAGCUUCAGGACCCGGGUCAAGUUUCAACCCAACGGUGUUGGUCAGCUUGACAGCGCCCAAGCCACUGGUGAAGUAUUUUAAGGGCAGGCACUUUGUUGGCGGGAGAUUUGUGAGUCCAGAUAUUCAGAAGAAAUAUAAUUUGGAACUGCCCGAGUAUGAGGGUAUUGAUCAGGUUGUGGAGGUGGGAAGCGAUGGUCAGAAAUUGUAA